AUGCAUCCUUCUCUCUUCCUGGCUGCCCUUUGCUUGGGAAUAGCAUCAGCUGCUCCACAAGUCAAUCAGAGUUUAGAUGAACAAUGGUCCCAGUGGAAGGCAACACACGGGAAGCUAUAUGGCAUGAAUGAAGAAGGAUGGAGGAGAGCAGUGUGGGGGGAAAAUAUGAAGAUGAUUGAACAGCACAAUCGGGAAUACAAUCAAAAGGAACACAGCUUCACGAUGGCAAUGAAUGGCUUUGGUGACAUGACCAAUGAAGAAUUCAGGCAGGUGAUGAAUGGUCUUCAAAUCCAGAAGCACAAGAAGGGGAAAGUGUUCCAACCUCCUCUCUUUGCUGAGAUCCCCUCAUCGGUGAACUGGAGAAAGAAAGGCUACGUAACUCCCAUGAAGAAUCAGGGUCAGUGUGCUUCUGGCUGGGCUUUUAGUGCAACUGGUGCCAUCGAAGGACAGAUGUUUGGGAAAACUCACAAACUUGUUUCACUGAGUGAGCAGAACCUGCUGGACUGUGCUUGGUCUGAAGGCAAUGGGGGCUGCAGUGGGGGUAACAUGGAUAAUGCCUUCCAGUAUGUUAAGGACAAUGGCGGCCUGGACUCAGAGGAAUCCUAUCCAUACCAUGCACAGCUCCAAUCUUGCAAAUACAAUCCAGAAAAUUCUGCUGCCGACAUAACUGGGUUCUUGACAAUCCCUAAGACGGAGUACAAACUUAUGAGGUCAGUGGCAAUUGUGGGUCCCGUCUCUGCUGCUAUAGAUGCAAGCCUGGAUACCUUCAGGUUCUAUGACCAAGGCAUUUAUUAUGAUUCAAACUGCAGCCAUGAAAUCCUACACCACGGCGUUCUGAUAGUUGGCUAUGGCUUUGAGGGAACAGAGUUGGAUAACAAAAAGUAUUGGAUUGUCAAGAACAGCUGGGGAGAAGCCUGGGGCAUAGAUGGCUAUAUACUGAUGGCCAAAGACCGGGACAACCACUGUGGUAUCGCCUCCUUGGCCAGCUUUCCUACCGUGUGA
This is a messenger RNA of Lynx canadensis (Canada lynx), 1002 nucleotides long. RefSeq names its product cathepsin L1-like. The record is from RefSeq and is a predicted model, not a curated record. Gene Ontology annotation, molecular function: cysteine-type endopeptidase activity. The coding region runs from base 1 to 1002 and encodes 333 amino acids. The transcript has 7 exons. Gene Ontology annotation, biological process: immune response. NCBI's taxonomy places the organism in Eukaryota, Metazoa, Chordata, Mammalia, Carnivora, Felidae. Gene Ontology annotation, cellular component: lysosome.